AUCGACCGGUCCUUCCUUUUCUGCGUUACCGGAAAAUCCCUUCCGAGAUCGUUCAGAAAUUGAUCUAGGAAAGGGGUAGGAGAUCUAGAAGAGUAACGUCUACUUGAAUUAGUAGUACUAAGCUUGUAACUACGUUAUAGUAGCUACAACAUCAAAGUAGAUUCAGAUUCGUGGUUGUGCUACUUUUACAAUAUCGAGUUGCGCCGCGUUUGUUUACACGGAAAAAGUCUUGAGGUCUAUACUGAGAGUUCGUAAAAUAUUUACGAGAAACCGAGAUUGAGAUAUACACGCUGGCAAAAGUUCACAUAGUCUAAGGAAUGAGAUACGAAGAGCGAUAAAAGUGGCAAGCGUGAAUUAAAAAUCGACGGAUAUUAAAAAUUGACGGUGAUAUCGACGUUUUAUACGCCUCAGGUGACGUGAGCGUAUGAACGUGAAUAAAUAACUGUCUGCUAUUUUUGCGGAACCGAUUGGAUUGAUUUGUCUACCUUCGUCGACUUACCCUGCCAGCCGAUCGAUAUAAAGGGUGUCUAAAAGAAAUGAACAUUGCACAAAUUAUUUCAAGCAAAUGACAAACUUUUGAAGAGCUAAUGAGCAAGUGCCUAUUUUUAAAUUGAGAUAGCCAGCAAUUGAAGUCAUCUGACUGCUGAGUUCUUUCAAUAAUAGAGCUAUUACUGGACAAACGUGAAACAGUCGAAAUUUGGCCGAAGCAGUCCAUCAACGAUGCUGCUUCCUCAAGAAGGGCCAAGAGAGCUAAGCAGGCUUUCAAGAGACUCUUAAAAGCUCCAAGACUUUCAAAUAUUCCAUGGCGCUUUUAAGUACUCAAGGUUACUUCCUACGACGUCGAUUAUAACUUCUUAACGUGACUUUACUUAUUCUCUAUUAUUCAAUUUUUCAUUCGGGCUUUUCUGCGUCAUUACUGGACUAAAUUGAUUACUCUAAAUUUGAGUCUUUCAAGACUCUCAAUUUGAAUCUUUCACGAACUCCAAUUAUUUUCAGCUUUGAACGUUCGAAAUGGUUUGGAGUUUCAAUAAUACGUUCUGUGCUGCAUAGAUAUCAUAAGUAAUUUGAAAAACUCGUCAAGCCGUCACUCCGAUAACAGAGUGUCGAAGAACAUCUCGCACUUGCGCGGUGGAAACGACACUUCCCCGUUAGACCGGUGCGGUUCAGUGUGGCACCAUCAGCGCGACCGCAUCCAUCUACCGUCCACGACGGUGGCAGCUUCCCGUGCGCAGCAUCCGCAACUGCGUGGUGGUCCAUACCCUCCACUCACACACUCUCUCUGUUUUCCUCUUACCCGCUCCGUGCGCGCGCGGAGUUCGUCUCGAAGAGCGUCUCGGGAUGCGUCGCGCCGAUCAGUGAAUCGAGUGCGAUAUCCCGCUGACGAUCAGGGGCAGGAAGUGUGGCCGAUGAAGGCGCGUAAGAGCCGCGAUAAGAGUAAGUCCGGACCGGUACGACGACUGUAGGGUGUCGAUCGAGCUACCUCCUUCUUUCCCGUGUUCGCGACCUCGUGUUCGUGUGGGCCAGUCGAUACACUACGCGACGUGCGACGUGCACAGCCAUUGACUUGGGCCAGUCGAUACCCAGCGGAGAGCGUCGUUGACAAGCGGAGUGACAGCCAGGGGUGAUAAGUCUAAACUGCCGAAUGCAGGACCAAGAGGGAGAGCUUGAAGGACUCGGGGGCGUUUUAGGGAGCUCCGGGGGCGCCGCGUUAGCCUUUGGUGGUCGACAUAAACCGGAGGAACUCGCCACCCUUGCGGCUACUACCAGGUUUUCUAGGAAGGAGAUCCAGCUGAUCUAUCGAGGCUUCAAGCAGGAGUGCCCAUCCGGUUUGGUCGAUGAGGACGCCUUCAAGCAGAUCUUUUCACAAUUCUUUCCACAGGGAGAUGCAAGCCAGUAUGCUCAUUAUGUCUUCAACACUAUGAAGAGGAAACCGUCGGGCAAGAUUAGCUUUGAGGAGUUCCUCUCCAUAUUGUCGAAGGUGUCGAGAGGAUCGGUGGAGGAGAAGCUGCAAUGGGUGUUUGGGUUAUACGAUUUGGAUGGAGAUGGAUUGAUAAGCAAGGAGGAGAUGCUGGAUGUUGUGGGUUCUAUCUAUGAGAUGCUAGGUCGUUACACGCAACCGCAAAUCGCCGAACCACACGUGGCUGCUCGCGAACAUGUUGAUCGAAUCUUCCACUUAAUGGACGCGAAUAAGGACGGCGUAGUGACUAUCGAAGAGUUGGUGCAAUGGUGCUCGAAGGACGAGCAAUUGUUACGAAGUCUCGAUACUCUGGACACCGUAUUAUGAGAUCUUAAAGUUCUAUCAAAAAUUCCAUUAACUUAUUAUUAAUUGCGUUUUAAGCAAUGACAACGAGGCACGUGAAGCAUCUUGACUUUUUUAUCAAUUCAUUUACUUCUUUCUCCACAUAUGAAGAAGAUACGAAAAUUGUGCCAAUAAUAAAGUAAUUAUAUGUUUGAAAAAUGAUAAAAUCGAUUGAGAGUAUUUAGAAAUCUUAUAAAGAAAGAAAGAAGUAUGAGGAAGUCUAAAUGAAUUUGGUAAUUUGCAUCAAAAUUUAUGUAAAUUUCGUCACAAAUCGCAAAAUUAUGAUUUACAGAGAUAAUAUAAGGUGCAGUAACUCAAAAUGCCGUUUGUAGUGAAAGAAAAUCAAGUGCAGCGAGCCGAGAUAUCAUUGCUCGAGACAUAUUCUUAAGGGAAAGACGCUGGAGAACUCUUCAGCGCGUGUCUUUGUAAAUAUGUAUGUACCCCGUUUACCUACCCAGUCUUUCAUGUACAACACUUCCGGUACGUCUUUCGGCGAUCGAAGGGACCUGAAAGAACCGACGAUUUAGUUUAGCAUUGAAAUUCGUUGAAGCUUUACAGUUGCAAGACUUUGAAUCGUUGAAAAAUUAUACAUAAAAUUAUCGAAUUAUUACAUUUAUGGAAUUGCAUUAAAUUAUUAAUAAAACGUUGGUUCAUCCAGGUGUUCAAUUUCCUGCAAGGAGUUAAUGAAUUAAGCAAUCGAUACAAACUUUAUCCGCAAGUACAGAUUCAUGACUUACAAAGUCGAAUCAAUUUCAUAUUUUGAGUUCUUAUUCUAAACAAGAUAAAACCCAUGAAGAAUGAAUACAUUUCACAGAAUGUAGGAAUUUCUUUUGAUCUACUUGAAGUAUUUUUAAAAAUUAUCUAGGUACAUUCGCGUAGCGUUGCAAAGUAUUUCAGCUUCAGCAUCUUUAAUAGUACGUAUUAAUCGAUUGAUUAUUUGAGCAAGAUUCUAUUCUAACUUGUUAAGAUUUCCAAAAUUUAAUCUUUCAAUCUUAAAAAAAUAUAUAUAUGUAUAUAUACACAAUACAUAUAUAUACAUAUAUACAUACAUAUAUAUAAUAUCAUGUGAAUGUCAAAUUCACAAAUUCUUUAAUCAUUGAUUACGAAAAUGAUACUCUUGGACCAAGUGAAGGAAAUUAAUAUUAUCCUCCUAAAACCUGGUCGAUACCUCGUGUGAUUAUCCUGUACCUUAUUAUACACGUACUACGUAAUAUUAUUAAUAUUAAUAAAAGAAUUAUCAUUAUUAUAUUAAUAUUAAGGCAACUUGUUGUCUGCCAUGGGUAUGGGACAUGUAGUAGCAACGCAAUAAUACUUCUCGAACUUCUCGUGAAACUUUUUAAAACGUUUGAUCUCUCGCGCCUUCGAUGUUCUCUUAAAUCUUUCAAAUCUUAAACAUUUCAAUCGUAAUUAGAUCUUUAUUUUUAAUUUUCAAAUUUCCACACGGAACCUGACGUUUCAAUCUUUUAAGUUUUUUGACGUCUUUAGAUCUCUAAAUUUUUAUUCUUAAAUUUUAAAGAAAGAGAUCUCCUUAUAAAAAUUUAAUCAACUUUCAUGGCAGAUAAAGUAUCGAAAAUAUUUACUACACUCGUUCCCAAAUUGUUGAGAUUUAAGAUUUAACUCUCCUUACGAGAAGAACUAUUACGCGUUAUCAACUUUGUUAAAGACAUUUUCGUGGAUCUAUUCUUGUUCGCAUUGCGAAUUUCUCAGCGUUACGAGCGCGAAAUGCCUCUUUGAACACACACGUGUGUUUAGCGAAAUUAGUUAUGUAGUGUGUACAUACGUAAAUGUACUUUUGUUAAGACGCAUGUACACUCGUGCAUAUUUACCAAAAAUAAAAAAGUCUACCUUUGUACCUCGAA
Messenger RNA from Odontomachus brunneus, 4158 nucleotides. RefSeq names its product Kv channel-interacting protein 2-like. The record is from RefSeq and is a predicted model, not a curated record. Gene Ontology annotation, molecular function: calcium ion binding. The transcript has 9 exons. Lineage: Eukaryota; Metazoa; Arthropoda; Insecta; Hymenoptera; Formicidae. Bases 1643 to 2284 code for a protein of 213 amino acids.